Rasamsonia emersonii CBS 393.64 is the source of this 1524-nucleotide messenger RNA. RefSeq lists its product as uncharacterized. Gene Ontology annotation, cellular component: membrane. The transcript is spliced from 2 exons. The coding region runs from base 1 to 1524 and encodes 507 amino acids. NCBI's taxonomy places the organism in Eukaryota, Fungi, Ascomycota, Eurotiomycetes, Eurotiales, Trichocomaceae. The record is from RefSeq and is a predicted model, not a curated record. Gene Ontology annotation, molecular function: transmembrane transporter activity. Gene Ontology annotation, biological process: transmembrane transport.
AUGGCAUCCAAACCGACCGUCACCCAUGAAGAAGAGCAACCCGCCGUCCACGGCGACACGGCGCUCCGCCUGAUCGGCCAGCAGAGAAUCCCACUCACGGACGCCGACAGCAAGCGCAUCCGGCGCAAGACAGACCGCGUCAUCCUGGCCAUCCUCGUGUGGGUGUACUUCCUGCAGAUCCUGGACAAGUCGGUGCUCGGGUACGGGGCCACCUUCGGCUUGCAGGCCGACACGCACCUGACGGGCAACCAGUACUCGCUGCUGGGGUCGAUCGCGCCCAUCGCCCAGCUCGUCUGGCAGCCGUUCUCGUCGUGGCUGAUCGUGCGCGUGCCGCAUCGCCGCCUGAUGCCCGCGCUGUGUCUGGGCUGGGGCGUCGCCCAGGCCGCCAUGGCCGCCUGUCGCAGUUUCGCCUCCCUGAUGGCCGCGCGCUUCUUCCUCGGCCUGUUCGAGGCCGCCUGUCUGCCGCUGUUCAGCGUCAUCACCAGCCAGUGGUACCGCCGCGCCGAGCAGCCGCUGCGCAUUGCGGCCUGGUACAGUACCAACGGCGCGGCGACUGUCAUCGCGGCGGCCCUGUCUAUCUUCCUCACCGUCGGCCUCCUGACCAUCAUCUCAGUGCCGUUCAUCUACUGGAAACUAGACAACGACAUCCCCUCAGCGCGGUUCCUGACGGAGACGGAAAAAGCGCAGGCCAUCGAGCGGCUGCGCGCGAACCAGACGGGCACAGGGAGCCGCGAGUUCAAGAUCCGGCACGUCGUCGAGGCAGCGCUCGAGCCCAAAACCUACCUCUGGAUCGGCAUGGCGAUGCUGCUGAACGUCGGCGCCAGCGUGAGCAACACGUUCGGCCCGCUGAUCCUCAACGGCCUGGGGUACGACGCGUACACGACGAGUCUGCUCAACAUGCCGUUUGGCGCGCUGCAGCUGCUGGUCAUCCUGGCGGGGAGCUAUCUGGCGCAGCGGGCGCGGAUGAAGGGCGUCGUGCUGGCCGGCUUCAUGCUGCCGGUAGUCGCGGGCCUGGCAAUUCUGUACGCCGUGCCACGCAGUAAUAACAGCACGAAGCAAAACUCAGUCGAACCCUCCCUCCUGGUAGGCUACUACCUGCUCGCGUUUCUCUUCGGCGGCAACCCACUGAUCGUGACGUGGAUCGUGGGCAACACGGGCGGCACAACGAAGAAAUCGGCGCUGAUGAGCCUGUACAACGCGGCCAGCUCGGCGGGCAACAUCGUCGGCCCGCUGCUCUUCAGCAAGAAGGACGCGCCGGCGUAUCGGCCGGGCGUGCGGGCUUGUCUGGCCAUCUUCGUGGCGCUGGUGGCCGUCGUGCUGGCGCAGUGGGCGAAUUUGGUCGUGCUGAACCGGAUGCAGGAGCGGCGGCGCGUGCGGAAUGGAAAGCCGGCCAAGGUGGUUGAUUACUCGAUGAGGGAGCGCUAUCACGAUACCAGCGAGAGUGAUCCCGACGGGACGAUCGGAGACAAAGCCUUCCUGGACCUGACGGACCGGGAGAACGAUGAAUUUGUGUAUAUUUACUAG